Messenger RNA from Trifolium pratense (red clover), 1155 nucleotides. RefSeq names its product F-box/FBD/LRR-repeat protein At5g56420-like. The record is from RefSeq and is a predicted model, not a curated record. Gene Ontology annotation, molecular function: protein binding. The transcript is spliced from 3 exons. Lineage: Eukaryota; Viridiplantae; Streptophyta; Magnoliopsida; Fabales; Fabaceae. The coding region runs from base 1 to 1155 and encodes 384 amino acids.
AUGACAGAUAGAAUCAGCGAGUUGCCGGAUCCAAUUCUGUGUCACAUCCUCUCCUUUCUCCCAACCAAAUUCGCUGCAACCACAAGCAUUCUCUCCAAGAGAUGGAAACCAGUGUGGCUCUCAGUUCAGACUCUCAACUUCGACAACAAAACCUUCAAGGGUCUGGAUUCCUUACUCCAUAUUAUGCACUCAACCAUAUUUUUGCGAGACAUCACACUACCUAUCCAUUCGUUUUGCUUUCAAUGGAAUAAAUAUCCUAGUGGUGUCCAACAGGAUGUCAAUCAAAUUGUUAACUUUGUACUGCAACGACGAAUACAAAACCUCUACCUUCGCCCCUCUAAAUAUCCUUUCGAUGCUAUUGAAUUACCUCUUACCAUUCUCAAAUGUACAACACUAAAAGUUCUUAAGUUGAAAAACAUAACCGUGGGAGAUAUUUCUCAAAACAUGGAUAUACAUUUACCUAUCCUUAAAACUUUUCAUUUGAACAAAGUUAGGUUUGUAUGUCAUGAUCACAAUAUUGAGAAGCUUUUAUUAGGAUGUCCUAUUCUUGAGGAUUUGGUAAUCAAAAAUACUUGUCCUUUGAAAGACCUGAAUCAUCUUCCUUCCCUAGCAACCUUAAAGGCCUUACCUAAUUUGAUCAAAGCAAGGAUACGUGAAUUUGAUAUUCCAAUGACUAUGAUUUCUAAGGCAAAGAUUUUGCAUCUAGAUCUGAUCGUGACAUGUCACCCUUGGCAUCACUUGUUCCAAACUACUCCCAUGUUUCAAAGUUUAACUCACUUGGAGAUUAACUUUAAAGUUAUAGAUUGGAAUGUGGUGUUGAGGUGGAUCUGGUUGCUAAGAAGGCUCAAAUAUUUUCCUAAACUUCAAAAUCUCAUCAUUCAGGACACUAAGGCUCCAGAAGAUAGGAAUAAGAAAUAUUGGGAAGUUCCGCCAAUUGUUCCGGAAUGUCUUUCAUCACAACUCAAAACAUGUUGCAUUACAGGUUACAGAGGCACGAAAAACGAUCUCAAAUUUGCAAAAUAUAUUUUAGAGAAUUCAAAAGUGUUGGACACUAUGAUAAUUAAUAGUAUAAGUUCCAUAGAUAAGUACCUAAUGCUAGUGAAAUUAUCUUCAUGCACAAAGGGCUCUACAACAUGUAACCUUAUAUUUGAUUGA